AUGGCUCGACAGCCGUCACGGUCGACGAUCCCGUCCAAGAGGCCUGCGACAUCGCCCACAGAAGCUCCGACGCGUCCAGGACGGCCUCCUCCCCUCGCCCCGCGCGCUCUCUCUCCUCUCCUCCAUCCUUAUCCAUCGACGAUUCCGCCUAGAAGGCCUGCGACGCCGCCCACAGAAGCUCCGACACGUCCAGGGCGGCCUCCUCUCCUCCAAUCUCAUCCAUCGACGAUUCCGUUCAAGAGGCGUGCCACACCGCCCACAGAAGCCCCGACACGUCCAGGGCGGCCUCCUCCCCCUUCCAUCCUCCCUCCUCUCGCUCAACGCGCUCUCUCUCCCCCUCCUCCACCAUCGACGCCCGUCCGACGUCGACCCGAACCGCCAGCCUCGUGCUUUCUCCUCGCCGAACAAUGGGCGUCCAUCCAAAGUUUUCAUGCCGCCAUGGAUCACGUCAAGAUGGAGACCUGCAGCCGCUGUCACGCACGGUGGUUCUCCAUGGAUGUGAAGAAUGACAUCUGCCAUGCCUGUUUCUUGCGGGAUCAGGGCGGCAAGACUCCCUUUCUCAUGUCCGCCGAGAACGCCAUGGACCCGGGAGAGCGGCCGGCCCAUCUGCCCGCCCUGACCCAAAUCGAGGAGAUGAUUGUCGCCCGGUCGCAUGUGCAAAUGAUGGUCUAUCGCUACCGGGGCCACCAGUACCACUACUCGGGACACUUUCCGGUCGGAUUUUCGGGUUCGAAAGGGACAUGCCAUGACCUGGCUGCGGUUUCUCCAGGCCCACCACCCGGAUUACCGGUAUGUCACCAUUCCCCGGAUCGGAUCGACGCUCUCCCGAUCGAUGACGACAUAUCCUCAUCGUUUCUCGCUCUGAUCGACGAUACGGGUAUGGAGGAGGAACCCCCCGCGCCCGAACAACCGGUGUCCGCCGAGCUGCUCCCGCCGGAUUCUCAAUCGAUGGUCCCCAAUCUCAAUAUCACCACGACUGAGGUGGACCUGAUCGUGAGAGAGAUCGCCAGCCGGAAUUCCCCCCCUGCCGGCCUUCCCGCCCCCUCGAUUCGACAGACCCCCAUCGACGAAGCGUCGGGCAAAGAUCGGAUCUUUGCCAUGGCCUUCCCGACAUUGUAUCCGACGGGCCAGGCCGAUUUCAACACUCCCCGGAUACGAAAGGUGAGUUUGACCGAUUACGCGCGACAUCCGACGUGCUUUCACGACGGCAGGUUCGGCCGGCACCCGCGCUGGCGGUUUUUCGUCUUCAACCUCCUCAUGCGUCGAAAGGCCAACGGGGCGGCCCGCUUCUACGUGUCGGAGGCGUCCGGUCCCAAGGAUCUCAGCCGGGAAGAGCUGACGGAAGCCCUACUGGUCCGCGAUGCCCUCCUCCCUCAGAUUGUGCCCAAGGGUUCCGAUCUGACGGGGACGCGCCCGUUUUGGAGGAAUAAGAGCAACCACAUACAGGCCCGGGCCCGCUUUCUCUCGCCCGGCACGUCGCCUAUUUUCGUGACUUUAAGCGCAGUUGACAUGCAGUGA
Rhinocladiella mackenziei CBS 650.93 is the source of this 1518-nucleotide messenger RNA. RefSeq lists its product as uncharacterized. The record is from RefSeq and is a predicted model, not a curated record. The transcript is spliced from 2 exons. Bases 1 to 1518 code for a protein of 505 amino acids. Lineage: Eukaryota; Fungi; Ascomycota; Eurotiomycetes; Chaetothyriales; Herpotrichiellaceae.